Molecule: messenger RNA, 1232 nt
Organism: Aspergillus alliaceus
Lineage: Eukaryota; Fungi; Ascomycota; Eurotiomycetes; Eurotiales; Aspergillaceae
Product: cupin domain-containing protein
Exons: 2
Coding region: 1-1098 (365 amino acids)
Source: RefSeq, a predicted model, not a curated record
AUGAAUCUCCUUCUCCUAGCGGGCUUGCUACCCCUGGCAGGUUCCCAAUCUGUCUCAGACCUCUUCCUUGAGAACGCCCCAUCUUCUCCUCGCCCGUACAUCAUCCCUCAUUAUGCCAACUCCCAUGCGGUCACCGUGGGUAGCCAAUUGUACCGCUUUACGGUCACCGGACCCUCCUCCGACUAUGCUUUCACGCUGAUGAGCACCAGUGCGCCUUCCAGCGGCAGUCUUGGCGUGCUCCCGCAUAUCCACCGCACGCAUUACGAGAAUUUCUUCAACUUCAAGGGUCGCUUCCAGCUGUGGGCGCAGUACGGCGAGGAAGAACAACAGGCACGGCUGUUGACACAGGGCGACUAUGGAUCGGUACCAAGGAAAACCACACAUACCUUCCAGAUCCUCGACCCGGACACCGAGAUGGUGGGCGUAGUCGUUCCAGGAGGUUUCGAGGACCUCUUCUACGCGCUGGGCCAAAACUACACCUCCGCCACAAAAACGCCCUACGUGCCGCAGGCGACUAAUGAUUCAUCCGCCACCGGACCGGACGACAGCGGGAUCUCCGGACUGAAAUCUUUCGAUGUCUACGCGGAGCUCGAUUUCGAGCCGCGCCGGGAUCUCGUGAACGGCUCUGCGCCGUCUGAUGAGGGCUGGCAUACCGAGUCCGCUUCCCUCGGCGAGCCGGGAAGGCCCUAUUUCAUCGCCAACAACUAUGGCCCCAAGUACCUCAACUCUAAGCAUGGAGCGUACCAAAUCGUUCAGCCUCUCGUCACCAAUGCUCAGGCGCAGGAUACUAAUUUCACCAUGGCGACACUCAUUCUGAGCCGGCAGCGCGCGUCGAGCUCGGCUCCGACGUGGACUGCGACUGGGGCAACGGCGUUUGAGGUGCUAGAGGGGUCAAUUCAGGUCCAGAUCGGCGACUAUCCGGCUACUUGGCUAGAAAUGGGUGAUGUUGCAUUUGUGCCCGCCACGGUAGAGUAUCGUUAUUGGACGGAAGGGUCGUAUGCGAAGGUGCUGUCCGUUAAUGCUGGCCGGGAUGGACUCAACGAACAGUUGAUUAGCGAGGGGAAGGAGUGGGGUUAUCCGACUUUUCCACGUUAUUGAUUGUCAUGAUUGUCAUGUAUUCUCUAAUUGGUGUGUCAAAAAAAAUCAGAAAAAAGCACUGUAGUGUAUAUAGUGACAUAGUCCCUAAACUUAUGAUCGCAGAGGGGGUCUAUCCGAGAAAAGCCGACCGGUCG